This is a messenger RNA of Marmota monax (woodchuck), 3517 nucleotides long. RefSeq names its product ST8 alpha-N-acetyl-neuraminide alpha-2,8-sialyltransferase 6 (gene St8sia6). NCBI's taxonomy places the organism in Eukaryota, Metazoa, Chordata, Mammalia, Rodentia, Sciuridae. The record is from RefSeq and is a predicted model, not a curated record. The transcript is spliced from 9 exons. Gene Ontology annotation, biological process: oligosaccharide metabolic process; N-glycan processing. The coding region runs from base 1 to 1437 and encodes 478 amino acids. Gene Ontology annotation, molecular function: alpha-N-acetylneuraminate alpha-2,8-sialyltransferase activity.
AUGGAGUUGAGCUCCGCGUCCCAACCUUCAGGUGACCCCGCGCGGUGGCGGCAGAGGCAGCGGCGGCUGCAGCGACCAGAGCCCGCAGCAGCUAGGAGCGCCUCCGGGAGGACAGGCGGCGAGCUCGUGUGCGUGGCUACGGCCGUGGUGGCGGCGGCGGCGGCAGCGGCGGGAGUAGCGAGCUGGGGCCGCCCCGGCUACGCUUCGCCCGGGCAUCGGCGGCGGCGGCGGCGCCCAUGGCUCAGGGUACGGCCAGGGUGCGCGCUGCUCUCCCUGCUCUCCAGCCUGCUACUACUGCUGCUGCUGCGCCUGCUUUGGUGCCCCAUCGACGCGCCCGCCCGCUCCAGGCUUUUGGUGGACGAAAUCGAGGAGGAUCCCCAGGGCACCUCCCCAGCGCUGAGGAUGCUCAGGAGCCCCGCGCCCCCGGUACCGCGCACCACGAACAGCACAUAUCUGGAUGAGAAGUCACUCCAACUGACAGAGAAAUGCAAAAAUCUGCAAUCUGACCUCAAUUCUUUAUCUAACAGAACGAAAAGACAAAAAGAGGAUGAUUACCUUCAGAUCAUCACAGAUAUCCAGAACUGUCCGUGGAAACGACAAGCAGAAGAAUAUGAAAAUUUCAGAGCAAAACUUACUUCCUGUUGUGAUGCUAUUCAAAACUUCGUGGUUUCUCAAAAUAACACUCCUGUUGGAACUAACAUGAGCUACGAGGUGGAAAGUAAAAGAACAAUCCCGAUCGGAGAGAACAUUUUUCAUAUGCUUCCUGCGUCCCAGCCCUUUGUGGAGUAUCCUUAUAACCAGUGUGCCGUGGUUGGAAAUGGGGGGAUUCUGAAUAACUCUCUCUGCGGAACUGAAAUAGAUAAAUUUGACUUUGUUUUUAGGUGUAACAUCCCUCCAACCAACGGAAAUGUUAGUCAAGAUGUUGGCAGUAAAACCAGUCUUGUGACUAUAAAUCCCAGUAUAAUAAUGCUAAAAUACCAGAACUUAAAGAAGAAAGCAGAAUUUCUGCAGGAUAUUGCAACCUACGGAGACACGUUCCUUCUUCUGCCAGCCUUUUCCUACAGGGCAAACACUGGCCCCUCCUUAAAAGUGUACCACACACUCAGAGAGUCUAAAGCAAGACAGAAGGUUCUCUUUUUCCAUCCCAAGUACCUGAAACAGCUUGGCCUUUUCUGGAGAACUAAAGGUGUGGAUGCAUACCGCUUGUCUACCGGCUUGAUGAUCGCAAGUGUCGCAGUGGAAAUGUGUGAAAAUGUGAAGCUGUAUGGGUUUUGGCCCUUCUCUAAGACCGUGGAGAACACACCUGUCAGCCAUCACUACUAUGACAAUAAGUUGCCUAAGCGCGGUUUCCAUAAGAUGCCCAAAGAAUAUAGCCAGUUCCUCCACCUUCACAUGAAAGGCAUCAUCAAACUACAAUUUGGCAAAUGUGAAACAUAGCUUAAACAAAGUUUCUUAAAAUGAGAAUAAUUCUUGUGUAAUGCAGUAGGUGAGUAACUGUUUCCAAAUGCAAAAGGAGGCUGAUAUCCAGUAUCCUAGGAAGAUCUCCAAAACUUGGAUUAACCAAAGCUCCCCCACUAACUUUGCAACCUCCACAAGUCAUUCAAGCAUUCGCAUCUUAAAUUUCCUUCCCUAUUAAGUAGGGGUCAUGAUAUAUGGCUCAUGCAAGUGAAUCGGGUGAAUUUGCAAAAAUUCUUGGCAGGGCAAUUGGUGUGAGAUAGGGACUCUAGGACUAUUUUCUUGUUUGUAUUUACUAUACAUUUCUCCCCUCACCAGACUGAUUAUGAAAGGUAUGUUCUCUUGGAGGUCCUUUCUGAAAAGAAUAGCUGAAUUGCCAGUAUCCAUGGGGUUGGUUUCUCUUUAUUAAUAAUAGAUUCUCUUUAUUAAUAACAUCCUUCCCAUUUUUCUGUCUUCAAGCGUGCAUACAACAAAAUUAUGUAGUUAAGCAAGAAAUCAUUCAUUAAUCAGGAAUGAAAUUAUUUUCUUUGAAUGGCCAACAGUAUGCCUGCUUAUGAUUAAAUUCACCUGUGAUAUCACCAGUGCUGGUGGGGUUGGAUUUGGGCCUUUUCUUUUCUUCCUUUAUCUACAUGCUUAAUCACUGUUUAUGAUUUUAUAUUAACAUCCUGCUUCACCCUUAAGCCUUUUUCUCUUCCACUACAAGAUCUAUUUCAAGAACAUGAAUAGUUAAAAUACCCAGUCUUUCUUACCCGUUGUCUGUAGGAGUCACUCAAUUUUAAGAAAAUAUUAAACAGCUAUUUCAUGCCAGGCCCUGUACGAGGCUUUGUGGGAGGGAUAUAAAGAUGUCUGCCCUAGUAGGAGGAAGCAGGUGUGUGUAUCAACUGACCUGAUACAAUAAAUGUUAUGUCAACAGUUAUAAGAAAAGUGCUAGAAGGAUCAUAGUCAGGAAUAAUUAAAUCUAUUUCAGUAGAAUCUAUUUCAGAGAUUAUUAGUUGAUUUCAGAAUUAAAAGUAAAAAUGAAUAAGUUUUUACCAAAUGAAGAAGAUUCUAGGCAGAGGGAACAUGAGAUGAUGAGAAUAUUUGAAUGUAGAUCAUAGUUUUUGCCUCCCAAAAAAAAUGCCAAAUGAGGAGAAGGUACAGUGUAUGAGGUGGGUGGCUUGGGCCUACGUCUGUAAAAUGAAAAUAAGUCAGACCUGACCAGUUUCACAGGAAUGCAUUAGGAUGACAACACCCAAAACUUGCCAUGCUCACAUGGAAAGAUGUUAUGCCUACAUGAGAAAUGAGGCUAAUAGUUUAUCCAUUGUUAAAAAAUAAAACUUAAGUGGAUAUUGCAUAUUUGCAUUUUCACACCAUUCCAUUAUGAGGAUUUCUGCUAAGCUAAGUCCACUGAAUAAGUUAUUUGGCUUACUAAGGAAUCACAAGCAUAUACUCCUGCUCAUCAUUGUACCUUCUGCAAGAAGACUGGAAAUAGACCAGGUUAGAAUGACAAAAUAAUUAUAAAUAUAAUCUAUGAAUUAUUAUAUGAGCCAGAUGAUUGUUUGGUUAAAUGUCCACUUUUAAGAACACUGUGCUGAAUCUUUAUACUUGACGGUUUGGGUUAUUUUGAGUUCAUAUUUAAAUUCGUCCCUCUAUAGUAAAUGAAAUUUGUUACCUUUAUAAAAUUGAUGAAAAUUUCAUAUAUAAAUAUUUUUCAAAUGGAAAAUGCUUUUUGUUACGUAAAUUCUAAUUUAUUUUUGUUUCUUUCCUUUUGUGGUGAUCGUGUGGCUUUUUUCUAUUGUUCCUAAUAGAUUUAAUUAACAGGUUUUAAGUAACCUAUUAGCUGCAUCAGUAAUGAUUCAAUCAUGAUACUAGCAAUGGAUUCAGAAUAGAUCAGAACACUCUAGUAUUUUACAGUUAGUAAAAUGUUUUUCUCAGAAUAUUUUAUGGCAAGUAGAAAUAAACUAUUUUUGAUGAUAUUGGAAAUACAUGAUUGCUGAGUUAAAAGAAUAUAUUGAAGUAAAUUAUUAAAUACACAAUGUGGGAUCUUUACAUAUUACUUAAUAAAAAUUACAUAUGAUUUGGA